AUGGACCAUCGUUCUGAAUUCAAAGAUAAACCUGAGAGUGAAGGCUCAGAGACAUGUUUUCAAACAGCACAGGAUUCCGUAUCUGAAAGUGCAUCUCAAGUUUUGGAGAGAAUUCAAAAUGAGGAAGUUGCAGCUCGCAUAGCAGAGAAGGAAGAUAAGAUUCGCCGGGCAUGCGAGAUGCGCGAUUUGGAUGCGCUGGUCUCAUAUGCCACUUCAGAAGGUGGUUUUCUUCGCGAUGACAUUAGACGACUGGCUUGGCCUAUUCUUCUCCAGAGCGACCGAGAUCAUGAGCUUGGGGACUGGGAAGACCUACCGCCACAUGUAGAUGAAGACCAAGUCCAGCUCGACGUGAACAGGUCGUUUGUCUAUUAUCCUAAUUGCAGUGACGAAGAGCUAGCUUCAAAGAAAGAUGAGCUGUCAUAUCUAAUCAAAAAAGUGCUACGGCACUACCCAAUGCUCUGUUAUUUCCAAGGCUAUCAUGAUAUCGUGCAAGUUUUACUCCUGGUACUUGGCGGGCGGACAGCGGCCUCAGCGGUUACGCGGCUCUCCCUCUUCCGAAUAAGAGACUACAUGCUGCCCUCUCUUUCCCCAACUGUGAAACACCUACAGCUCAUCCCAGCAAUCAUGGAAAGAGCUGAUCCUAUCCUGCGACGCCAUCUUGCGGACAUCAAGCCAUUCUUUGCGCUUGCAGCGACUCUUACAUUGUAUGCUCACGAUAUUCAAGAGUAUAGUGACAUCGCCCGAUUAUUUGACUUCCUGCUGGCUCGGGAACCAGUUGUUUCUAUUUAUCUUUUUGUUGCUAUUAUUCUUUCCCGUAAGAAGGAGCUGCUGGAAAUCCCUGAAGAUGAACCUGAGAUGCUACACUUUACACUCUCUAAGCUACCCUGUCCUCUGGAUCUUGAAAGUCUGAUAUCGAGUGCUGUGCAACUUUUCAAUGACUACCCUCCAGAAUCACUCCCACUUGGGGCUUGGAAGAAAAUUCCGCAGAUCAGUGUGCUGAAGAGUACUCGAGAUAUCUUCGAGAAACAAACAACUGAAGAAGCUAUAGAUCUUUUUGAUAGACAAGCGCGACAACUGCGCUACGAAGAGCGGAAAAAGAAGGCGGUUGGUUUCUUGUGGAAGCACAGGAGAACCAUUGGAACUGUGGCCGUCACGAUUUUGGUCGGUGCUUUGUCAGUAUGGAUGAGGAAGAAGGGCUUGGACUCGACGAUAUGGUCGUAUAUUAAUCGAUUCAAGCUGGCUUUCCAGUCUCACGAGCUCUUCUAA
Aspergillus bombycis is the source of this 1266-nucleotide messenger RNA. RefSeq names its product TBC domain-containing protein. The record is from RefSeq and is a predicted model, not a curated record. The transcript is spliced from 3 exons. NCBI's taxonomy places the organism in Eukaryota, Fungi, Ascomycota, Eurotiomycetes, Eurotiales, Aspergillaceae. Gene Ontology annotation, cellular component: endoplasmic reticulum membrane. Gene Ontology annotation, molecular function: GTPase activator activity. The coding region runs from base 1 to 1266 and encodes 421 amino acids. Gene Ontology annotation, biological process: positive regulation of GTPase activity; endoplasmic reticulum to Golgi vesicle-mediated transport.